CUUCUACUUUAUAAUUUUAAGCUGAAAGAAAUGUGCCGUAGAUAUGGAGAUACUUCAACUUGGGGAUAUAAACAUAAUUUUGUACAAGGAAAUGCUUUGGGAUACAAUCAAGCAAGUAUUCAAGGAAAUUAUUUUAGUGGACAUCAGCAAAACCAUGGAUAUCAGACAUUCUAUGGAAAUCAACAAAUUUCUAGUCAUCAACAAGGUUUAGGGGAUUAUACAGGAAACGGGCACCAGCUAUACCCUGGAAAUCUCGAAGGAAAUAUGAGAAUCCAAGGAGGCUCUGGAUAUAAUGAAGAAUCAAAGGAUACAUAA
This is a messenger RNA of Meloidogyne enterolobii, 315 nucleotides long. The record is from the annotation of a GenBank genome assembly. NCBI's taxonomy places the organism in Eukaryota, Metazoa, Nematoda, Chromadorea, Rhabditida, Meloidogynidae.